GUUUGCAGGGCCAACGUACGUUGACAGUACGUUUCCAAGCGUCACAACUUUCAACCGAACAGAUAUGGGGAAGAUUCCUCUAACUUUCCCAGAUAAUGUUCCUUUGGGACCGAGGGUUGAUAAUACCCAGCCGAAUGAGAGAUUAGGAGGACAGACUCAUAAUCCCAUUCCAACCGAACCAGCCUUCUCUAGAGAAGAAAGGUUGGAGGGACAGACUCAUAAUCCCAUCCCAGCCGAACCAGCCUUCUCCAGAGAAGAAAGAUUGGGAGGUCAGACUCACGAUCACAUUCCAGUGUUCGACCAUAUUCCACCCAGAGUAGAUCCGAAGGAUAUUGCUCAAGUUCUGCGGGUGCAUUUCGGAAUGAAUCCGCAAACGGUGAACAGGCCGGUUUACCAGAGGCCAUUUCCAGAAAGGAUCAUUAACGAUCAUCCUCUCCCGAGAAAUUAUAGGCCACCAGACUUCUAUUCUUUUUCGGGAGAAGACGGAGCCUCUACCAUUGAGCAUGUGGGUCGCUUCACGGCUCAAUUGGGAGAAGUAGGCAACAAUCCGUUUCACAAGUUACAAUUGUUUGGGUUGUCGCUCACAAGAACAGCUUUUUCUUGGUAUGUCAGUCUGCCGCCUGGACAGUUGCAAACUUGGGAAGAUUUAGAGGCAGAUUUUCAUGGAAGGUUCUUUAAUCCUCUGCCGACAGUCUCACUGAUAGACCUUCUGGAGAUCACGCAGAUGCCGGAAGAGACCGGCUACCAAUUCAUAGAGAGGAUGCGAUUGAUGAAGGGACGAUGUCCUACGAUGAUCAAUGAAAGCGAAAUGACCAAUUUGGUGGUCAGGAACAUGCAUACCAGACUUCGCGAGGCCCUGACAGCCCACGACUUUCAAGAUCUGGCCAGUUUAGCAUCCACGGCAAGAAGGUUAGAAUCCUUUUUUACAGAAAAUAAUCAUGACUUCCGUCAGGGGGGAGAUGCUGAAGCAAUGUUAGUGCAAGAUCGACCAACGUCCAGACCAGCACCAUUCCGCGAUAAAUGGAGGUCGGGUCCAACGUAGCCUCGAAGGAUGGAGGUCGGAUCUGAGGCUGACGUAGCCUCGGAUGCCGGCCUGCAAACUCCUAAAACAUCACUGGAAGUGAUGUUUAGGAGUCUUGAGGAGGAGGCUUAUUGUUAAGCACAAAAAAUAAUAAUAAUAGUAAGUGGCAGUAGGAUUCUGGGUAGGGUCUGAAUGAAAGCCAAAAGGUCUGGAGGUCGGGCAGAAUAAAGGUCGGGAAAAGGAAGAAAGGUCGGGCGGAGUCUAAAAAAAAAGGUGUACCCAAGUCGGGUAAACCGUAGAUCGGAUGGAAGGCGAAGUCGGGCAGACGCGGAGGUCUGUCAAGAGGAAGGUCGGGCAAGGAAGAGGUACGGACAGACGCGGAGGUCUUCGGUCAAAGACGGAGGGCGGCUGAUGCGGAGGUCGGCCCAAGUGAGGUCGGGCGAAGAAGCAGGUCGGGCGAAGGACGAAGUCGGGCAAAAGAAAUUUGGCAGUGGACAGGUAGGUCGGGUAAGAGGCAGGUCUGAGUUCUGUGACUGGUGGGAACGGUUGAAGGAAGUUGUAAUACGUGUCAAUAGAGGAGAAAUUGGUGGUCGGUUGACAGCGGUUGCUGUAACCGACCAGACGGCGGUUCAAACCGUUUUCUCUGAAAGGCUAUUUUAAAGGAUUCAAAUCCGUCAGAAAAGGCAUCUUCAAUCAACUUCAACAAAGCAAAGUCAGAUUUGGGGAUCACCACUUUAAAUUUCAGUCUUUUAUUUUCCAGUUUAUUUUCUGUACCAUACAG
Molecule: messenger RNA, 1802 nt
Organism: Andrographis paniculata
Lineage: Eukaryota; Viridiplantae; Streptophyta; Magnoliopsida; Lamiales; Acanthaceae
Exons: 2
Coding region: 65-1042 (325 amino acids)
Source: RefSeq, a predicted model, not a curated record